CUUACUCGAGCUUUUACUAAUCAACCAAUGGAGUCCUCCUCGUCUUCUUCCUCGACCGAUCGAGUCUCGUGGCGAACUUCUGUUCUAUCCAGACAUCUUCAGCAACUGACAGAUUCCCCUUUUCAAUCUCUCGAGUCAUCUGUCUGUCUGCAAUACUCUCCUCCCGAACUUUCAGAGAAGUUUGAAUUUGAUGUCAGAGAGAUGCGUAGAUUAAUGGACGGUCACAAUUUUGAAGAUCGAGAUUGGUUAUUUGGAAUAAUAAUGCAAAGCAAUCUCUUUUGCCCCAGAAAUUCUGGCGGCAAGGUUUUAGUUUCUCCGGAUUAUAACCAGUCGAUGGAGCAGCAGAGGGAGAUGACUAUGAAGAGAAUUGCGUUUCUUUUGGAUCUAGGAGUUUUCAAGGGCUGGUUGACUGAUAGAAGUCCUGAAGGGGAGUUGCGGAAGUUGGCUUUGUUGGACGUUGUGGGUAUCUACGAUCACUCACUUGCUAUUAAGCUCGGCGUUCAUUUUUUCCUUUGGGGUGGUGCCAUCCAAUUUUUUGGGACAAAGCGACAUCAUGAGAAGUGGUUGAAGGACACUGAGGAUUAUCUGAUUAAGGGUUGCUUUGCAAUGACUGAACUAGGACAUGGAAGUAAUGUUCGAGGUAUUGAAACAAUCACCACGUAUGACUCAAACACUGGAGAGUUUGUCAUUAACACCCCUUGUGAAUCAGCUCAGAAGUACUGGAUUGGUGGAGCUGCUAAUCAUGCCACACAUACGAUAGUUUUUUCUCAGCUCAAUAUAAAUGGGAGUAAUCAGGGGGUCCAUGCAUUCAUAGCCCAGAUCAGAGAUUUAGAUGGAAAUAUAUGUCCAAACAUCCGCAUAGCUGAUUGUGGUCAUAAAAUUGGUCUGAAUGGUGUAGAUAAUGGUCGAAUCUGGUUUGACAAUGUACGGAUCCCUCGAGAGAACUUGCUGAAUUCGGUUGCUGAUGUAUCACCAGACGGGCAAUAUCAGAGUGCUAUAAAAGACCCAGAUCAGAGAUUUGCAGCAUUCCUAGCCCCAUUGACGUCAGGUCGGGUGACCAUUGCUGUCAGUGCAGUUUACACAUCCAAGAUUAGCUUAGCUAUUGCCAUAAGGUAUGCACUGACAAGGCGGGCCUUCUCUGUUUCACCAAGUGGACCUGAAAUCCUAGUGCUUGAUUACCCGAGUCAUCAACAACGACUCUUACCUCUUCUUGCAAAGACUUAUGCUAUGAGUUUUGCGGGAAAUUACUUGAAACGGAUUUAUGUGACUAGGACCCCUGAGACAAACAAAACCCUCCACAUUGUUUCCAGUGCAUUCAAGGCUAUGUUCUCCUGGCAUAACAUGAGGACGCUUCAGGAAUGCCGUGAGGCUUGUGGGGGGCAAGGUCUAAAGACAGAAAACCGUGUUGGUCAUCUGAAAGGUGAAUUUGAUGUGCAGACCACCUUUGAGGGAGACAAUAAUGUUUUGAUGCAGCAGGUCAGCAAGGCACUUCUUGCAGAAUAUGUAUCAGCUCAGAAAAGGAAAAAACCAAUCAAAGGGUUGGGAUUGGAACAUAUGAAUGAUCCUUCCCCUGUAAUUCCAGCUCAACUUUCGAGCUCUGUCCUCAGAAGCGCCAAGUUCCAGAUGGAUAUCUUUUGCUUGAGAGAACGAGAUUUAUUGAAGCGUUUCGCAGCUGAUGUAUCACAGCAUCAAGCACAAGGAGAAAGCCAAUCUUAUGCAUUCAUCCUGAGUUACCAACUUGCAGAAGACUUGGCUAGAGCAUACGCAGAACGUGCGGUGCUACGGACCUUUUUUGAGUCUGAGACAGGCCUUUCAGCUGGUCCACUUAAGAAUGUGCUGGGUCUACUGAGGUCCAUGUAUGUUAUGAUUUGUCUGGAAGAGGAUGCAUCGUUCCUUCGAUAUGGGUACCUGUCCACAGAGAAUGCUGCUGCAGUGAGGAAAGAAGUUAUGAAGCUCUGUAGUGAACUGAGACCUCAUGCACUUUCCUUGGUGAGUUCCUUUGGCAUUCCUGACGCUUUCCUCGGCCCCAUAGCUUUCAACUGGGUGGAAGCAAAUUCGUGGUCUUCAGUUCAUCAAUAGUUUUGUACUCAUGUUCUGUCUUACUAUUACUCCAAGCAAAGAGAUGACAGCAAAUGAAUGAUUGCUUGGGAGAUUGAUGCUAUCUCAAUAAGGUAAUUUCAUUUGGAUUCCCACUACAAAUGUUGGAGAUCAAUUCAUAUGCAACCAGAUGCAUAUUAAUAAAUAUUGUAGAAGUCUGAUUUAUUAAUCUCUGUA
Molecule: messenger RNA, 2274 nt
Organism: Telopea speciosissima
Lineage: Eukaryota; Viridiplantae; Streptophyta; Magnoliopsida; Proteales; Proteaceae
Product: acyl-coenzyme A oxidase 3, peroxisomal-like
Exons: 13
Coding region: 28-2079 (683 amino acids)
Biological process (GO): lipid homeostasis; fatty acid beta-oxidation using acyl-CoA oxidase
Cellular component (GO): peroxisome
Molecular function (GO): acyl-CoA oxidase activity; fatty acid binding; FAD binding
Source: RefSeq, a predicted model, not a curated record